Messenger RNA from Trichomycterus rosablanca, 7629 nucleotides. RefSeq names its product FYVE, RhoGEF and PH domain containing 1 (gene fgd1). NCBI's taxonomy places the organism in Eukaryota, Metazoa, Chordata, Actinopteri, Siluriformes, Trichomycteridae. The transcript has 17 exons. Gene Ontology annotation, biological process: filopodium assembly; cytoskeleton organization. The record is from RefSeq and is a predicted model, not a curated record. The coding region runs from base 655 to 3606 and encodes 983 amino acids. Gene Ontology annotation, molecular function: metal ion binding; guanyl-nucleotide exchange factor activity. Gene Ontology annotation, cellular component: cytoplasm.
GAAAGUUGGCCAACUUUUUAUAUGCGUGUUGUUUUAUUUUCUCACUUUUUAAUCGGUUUUAAGGGAUUAUUUUGAACAAAGACGUGGCUGAAAGAUGGAUAAAGAGCGUUUAAUGGACGGGACGUUGAUGUGUCACUCGGUAGCUGAGUGAUUCCACUUUUCUUUUUUCCUUCAGGAGUUUUUUUGUCUGACACGACGGCAACAAAAGUGGCAGAAAUGUUCAUGUUAACGCAAGUUUAUCGAUUUUCGAGUCAAAGUUGGUAAAAUGAGCGUUUUCCUUACGUUAAAUAUUGUAUUUCGGACCAAUAUGUUGCAUUAAAGAGUAAAGAAAGCAGCUUCAGAUUCGAACUGUUAGCCCUGAGCGGUACUGUUAUUGUUUAGCUUGACUUACAGUAAGUGAGCGUUUGAACUGCUCUUUGAUGGAGUUUUCCGCCGGCUGGAGGGCCUUGGAUGGGAUUUUCUUUACCCCGCAGCUGAAUGGCACACCGGCGGAUCGCCACCGUUUGAGCUUCCAGCUCCUGAACGACCGACCAGGAGGACCCGGUCUGCACGGGCAGCUCAGCAGAGCUCCCGCAUUCGGAAACGGACCCCUGGAUCGUGUGCUGUAAUUUCUCGGAUUAGACCAGAAGUGUGAACGCGUGUGAUUUUGCAGGCAUGCAGCUGAACCGACCGAGGAGUGCGGUGAUCGGUUUCACCCCUCCGUCUCCUCCGCCGACAGACACGCACCCGAGCUUCUCCAGCCACUUCAAAACGAUGCGAUUUUCCUACCAUCUCAGCCCGCAGCCUGGCUCCCGCAGAACCGGCCCGUCCACAUCCAGUCCUCGGCUCCUGACCAAGAGUUUGUCCCUGGAGCCGGGCCCCUCUCCAGGAGCCCACGAGGCCCCUCAGCGCCUGUGCUCGGACCCCGGCCCCCUGGGGCUGCAGCAUUGCAACGGCACGAGUGAGAAUGGUCACCAAGAUCCGCCGCCGGUGCCCCCUAAAACACGGCCGCCGUUACCCGGGCCCAAACCACAAGUGCCCCCGAAGCCACCACAUCUCCAACAACAGUGCGGCCGCCGACCCCGGCCCCCGGACAAGCCCCUCCCCCCGCCUCCGUCCCGCCCGCUCCCGGCGGACCCCCGCCAAUCGAGAGCCACGCCGCCACGGGCCGAGGGAAGCUCCUCCCCGACGUGCGUCCUGUCUCUCAUCGAGAGGUUUGAGAGGGAGCAAAUCAUCAUGGUGCCUGACAUCACGGGAGGAGUGAUGUGCAUGCCGCGGGUACCCGAACCACAGCCUACACCAGACGGUGUCUUACCCUGCACCUCCCUAAACGAACCUCUGGAGCCUCCUUCUCCAAAAAGCCAAGAGACGGAAGACAACAAGGAGGAAGAGAAGGGCCUAGAGGAGGAGGCGCAUGAGGAAUUAGAGGAGGACGACAGCGAGCCGGGCGCCUCCUGCUCUGAGAAACGUCUCUCCACAGAAUCUGGAUACGGAGCCUCGGACAGACUCUUGGAUGCCGUAGAGAUGAGGGACCUGGAAAAGUCGGAGAUCCCCCCGGACCGACUGUCCCUCCCCCCGGUGCAGACGGACACCAAACUGACCAAUCGGGACAGCGGCAUCGACAGCAUCAGCUCUCCGUCCCACAGCGAGGAACUGUGCUUCGCGGCGGACGAGAGAGAGGUGUGCCUGUCGCUCCCUCGCCUGUCCUCCUCGUCCUCGUGCGGCUGUAUGGACGGAGCGAUGGGAGAGGGAGCCGCCGCCGCCGCGGAGGAAGGAGGGAGGGACUCGGAGGGGGACAGCGAUUUGGAAGAGGGGAGCGGAGACGAGAGCGAGAGCGUCAUGGCCAUGCAGCCGCAGCCCAAAGCAGAGAGACAGGACUCUGUAGAGCUAUCGGUCCAGCAGCGCGUGUUCAACAUCGCCAACGAGCUCCUGCACACGGAGAAGGCCUACGUGUCCCGGCUUCACCUCCUGGACCAGGUGUUCAGUGGGCGACUGAUGGAGGAGGCGCGAGCACGGGGCUCGUUUCCCUGCGAGGUGGUGAUGGGCGUCUUCUCCAACAUCUGCUCCAUCUACUGCUUCCACCAGCAGUUCCUGCUGCCCGCGCUGGAGAAGCGCAUGGAAGAGUGGGAUGCGAACCCACGGAUCGGGGACAUCCUGCAGAAGCUGGCUCCCUUCCUCAAGAUGUACGGCGAAUACGUUAAGAACUUCGACACGGCCAUGGAGCUGGUGAACACCUGGAUGGAGCGCUCGUCGCAGUUCAAAGCCAUCGUCCAUGACAUUCAGAAAGAGGACAUGUGUGGGAAUCUGACGCUGCAGCACCACAUGCUGGAACCUGUGCAGCGGAUCCCUCGUUACGAGCUCCUGCUGAAGGAUUACCUGCACCGGCUGCCCCAGGACGCAGAAGACUUUAAAGAUGCACAGAAAUCAUUGGAGCUGAUCGCCACGGCAGCCGAGCACUCCAACGCAGCCAUCAGGAAGAUGGAACGCAUGAGGAAGUUGUUGAAGGUGUACGAGCUGCUCGGGGGAGAGGAGGACAUCGUGAACCCGACUAACGAGCUCAUCAAGGAGGGACACAUCCUCAAACUGUCGGCCAAGAACGGGACUUCACAGGACAGAUACCUCAUAUUAUUCAACGACAGGUUGCUGUACUGUGUUCCGAAACUCAGGCUGAUCGGACAGAAAUUCGGAGUGCGGGCGAGAAUCGAUGUAGACGGGAUGGAGCUGAAAGAGGCGAGCAGCAUGAACGUACCACGGACGUUUCUGGUGUCGGGAAAACAGCGCUCCCUCGAACUCCAGGCCAGGACUGAAGAAGAAAAGAAAGACUGGAUUCAGGCAAUCCAGGCAACAAUCCAAAGGCACGAGCAGAGUCUGGAGACGUUCCGGAUGCUGAACUGCUCGUUGCGUGAGGAGGACUGCACGCCCCCUAACUCUCCGAAUUGUACAGAAUUGGGAAAACGUGCCCCCACACCGAUCCGGGAAAAAGAAGUGACGCUGUGUAUGAGGUGCCAGGAGCCGUUCAACUCCAUCACCAAAAGGCGGCACCACUGCAAAGCGUGCGGACACGUGGUGUGUGGAAAAUGCUCAGAGUUCCGGGCACGGUUGUUGUACGAUAACAAUCGUGCAAAUCGAGUGUGCAUAGACUGCUACACGACGCUGGUGGGCGUCCCGCCGUCUCCAGCGAGCCUGACAAACAGCGCUCACAGACGACGCUCUAUCCUAGAGAAACAAGCAUCAGUGGUGGCAGAGAACAGUGUGCUCUGCAGCUUCCUGCACCACAUGGAGAAGGGCAGUGGACGCGGCUGGCAAAAGGCCUGGUUCGUCAUCCCCGAAAACGAGCCUCUCGUGCUUUAUAUAUACGGUGCUCCACAGGAUGUGAAAGCCCAGCGCAGCAUCCCUCUCAUCGGGUUCGAAGUCUCCCUCCCCGAGUCAUGUGACCGUCUGGAGCGGCGCCACGCCUUCAAAAUAAGUCAGAGUCACCUGACCGUCUACUUCAGCGCCGAGGGCGAAGAGCUGCAGCGCCGCUGGAUGGAGGUGCUCUCCAGAGCCGGGAGAGGGGAGGAGCUACAGACGCACGGCCCAAUCACAGAGGCCCUGGAGGAGGAAGGGGAGGAGCCGAGCUCUUUCUGAGAAAGCACACGAUCGGUCGAUCUUUUUUGCACACUCGUACUGUACACACACACACACACACACACACAGUGACCUUCACAUUCACACACAGCCGUUCGAAUCGUCAGUUGUAAGUUGCAUGAUAUCUACAGGUACGUUUCUCUGUAUUGCGCAUCUUCUGUGAGCGUGCUCUCCCCGCACAUGGUGCUUUAAAGGCUGGGUUGGUGUAGUCGCCAUGCUUAUAGUCAUCUUUCCUCCUCUUUAUGGGCGGGUCUGCCUCUUCCUCCAGCCUUCGCCGGGUUGUUUUUACAGGAAAGCUUACCUGCUGGGGGUGUAAAGCGCUCGUAAACCCGCACGCGUCUCGUUCAGAGGAGACGUUCGGGUCUCUAGAUGUGGUCAGGCAGCUCAGUACAGGUCCAGGUAGCAAAGCCAGAGGUGUGAAGUACAAGUUUAACUGAAAUUUACUGCGAGGUUUUUAUGAAGAGCAAACACGUCCACGUUUGGCACAACCAACCAUAUGUACUCUAAUAUGGCACGUAUAGAAUAUAUACGGUAUGUAUGAGAUACACUACGUGGCCACAAGUAUCUGGACGCCUGACCAUGAAAACAAGUCCAAAAAGGUUUUGAAGUAUGUCUGUGAGAAUCUGUGCCCAUUUAGUCAAAAUAUUACAGCAUUCGUAGGGCUGGACACAGAGCUGCUGAGUGGAGCUGAGGUCAAGACUCCGCUGGAGUAUCUCUUAAGCUGGAACAGGAAAGGGCCUUCCCUAAACUGUUGCUGCAAAGCUGGAAGCAUGGAAUUACCUUUAUAUCACUGAUAAAUUACACUUGUUAGCAAGUGUUGUGGCUGAAACAUGUGAAUUCAAUAAUUAGAAGGGGCGUCCCAAUACUUUUGUCCACAUAGUGUAUCCUGUGCAUUAAUAUGUAUUUAGAGCUCUUAAUCUCAAAUGUGAAGCCUUGAACCGCUCCCAACUAAAAUCUUCUGUGCCUUUUGGAGGACUCGAGUCUCUCCUAAAAUGUGUCACAUUUUUCCAGACAUCUACGACCCACAGAGCACAGGUUCAGAACCAAGUCCAGAACCAAGUCUAGAACCAGCAGAUUGUAGCACCAGAUUAGCUCGUCUGUGCCUCUCGGUGGAGGUUUAAUGCACUGCAGGUUUACAAAAUUUCAGCUACAAACAGAAGGGCAUCUGCUCUAAUGCACACCUACCAGAAAAUAGGUCCUCGAACUACAAAAUUUAUAAACGAAUCAGAAGAAUCGACUGUUUAUUAUUAGACUUCGUAUGUUGUAUACAAAGAGUUUAGAUUAGCUUGAGAUCCUGGGAGACUUUAUAGACUAUGAGAUGUUAUGAGACGUGUGUAUUCCAGAGGGUUUUUAAUGCAUAAAGCAGCUGGGGGUUUGAUAAGAGAAAGAGUAUAUAGAUAUAAAACAUGGUGACGGUUUUGAGGAGCGUGUUAAGGGUUUUAGACGUCGUGUUUGUGUAUGAAACGUGCUAAAAGAGAAAAAAAAAAAAGAAACGAUCGUUUUUUUGUAAAUAUAAUUUAUUGCUCCAAGCCCAGUUUUGUGGGUCGGCUGUUCUCUCCGAGCUCGGUGUUUCCUUCAUUAUGUGGCGUUUUGAUAGACAUCUGAGCAUUUUUUUACUUUCCUCCUCAGCUCCAGAAGUCUGUGUUUCCUUCACAUAGAUCAGAUUUCCAGCGGGUUUUCCGACCCAGCCGCCCGUCUCAGACUGCUGGAACUCGUCGUGUGGUUGGGAAUAGUUUUUAUCCUCCUCUCUGUUCGUCAGAAAUACUCGCCUGAUUCAAAGUGGUGCUGAAUUCAUGGCUAACGUUUUAUAUUUCAGUGACGUAUCAGUCCUGCCUCCCCGUCUCUCCAGAGGGCCAAACAGUGUCAGAAAAAAAGCAGAAGUGCUGAUUAGCGUAUUUUCCAGACCAUUACAAGAUCCACCAGAUUUUACAGACUUGAUAAGGUUUACUGUGUGCCGUGUGCCACCCUAACCAGGAUUACACGUCAUCUAUAAAGAAAAGAAUCGACCUGUGACAAAUGUUAGUCGGGUCAAAAAAAGUUAGUACUCAUUUUGGCAACCGAUUGCAGGGCAACAAACACAAACUUAUUCACUCUCUUCGACAUCCAGUGAGCGGCAAUUUGCACAAAGAUUCUUUAUUCUCACAUUUACAUUUUCAGCAUUUAGCAGACGCUUUUAUCCAAAGCGACUUACAGUUGUGACAGCAUACAAUCUGAGCAAUUGAGGGUUAAGGGCCUUGCUCAAGGGCCCAACAGUGGCAACCUGACAGUGGUGGGGCUUGAACCGGCAACCUUCUGAUUACUGGACCAGCACCUUAACCAGCAGGUUUUUAAAAUAAUAAUUAAAUAAACAAAAUUUAACAGGCACAUAAACACAAAAUGAACUUGUACACGAAUGCCCCCCAUGUGGAGGUUUUACAUUACGUCUUGUAUACCACAGUGGGACCAGAUUGCCACCAUUUACAUUAAUUAAUUAUAUUUUGUGUUGGGUUUCGAUUUGAUGCAUCGUUUGUGUUGCCUGGGUCGCGGUGAAAGUCACAAACAGAUUGUGAUUCGCUUGGAAAAAAAGCUUGAUUUAGAGCAUCCAGUCCACCUACUGGCACAGGAAAGUGUCCACUGAAAAUGAAUGAAUGAAAUACAAAUACAAAAGUAAGUGGAACCUGUGGCACGUAACGCCUCACACAUUAGGGUGCGUUCAGAACGUUCUUUCACCCUAGUGCACCUUACACUCUGGAAAAUACGGUAAUCAUGGUAAAGAAUUGUGUUCCUCUCUCUGAAUGUCAGUGUGUACGUUCAUAGUUUGUCGAUCAUCGUCCUGAUCUGAGCGUUCAGUUGAGCCUGCCACUCGUUCUCUCGUGCACAUCUGACCGCCCGACUCCAACAGAAAGUCCGUCUAGCCAGCGUAGGGUUUCUCUCUCCUGUGAUACGCCUCGUACUGUCGCUCCUUACAUACCCACGUUUCUUUAUUUUUACUCUGCUUUUUGCCAAAGUAUACAGCAGGAGAUGUAUUACUGCGUCGUGUUUAUCUCGGUGUUAUUCAGUUCUGUGUGUUAUUUUUUACCGCCCAUAUUUAUUGUAUUUUUUUUACUUUAUGAGAGUUCUUGCUGUGAGAACUAAAGGACGAGAGCGAAUGUGUGCAGAGCAGAUUCCAAAUACAAAAUACUACAUAGCAAAAUCGUUGAGGAAUAACAGGUUUUGUUGCUCAAUUCCAUUGCUUUAUUUUAAACAAAUGAUCUGGCAUUCUUUUCUCAAAGCUCCAGAAAUUAUUUAACUCUAAACUGACAUUUGAAGUGUCAGGAUAUAAAGAUGAGAUUAUUUAGAGUACUCAAGCAUCUCUGCACAACCACAGCAUUUCAAAUAUAACCUGAGCCUAUCAGAAAAACUGCCAUUUCUUAUUUUUUUAUUUCAUUUCCAUCAACCACAGGGUUCAGUUUAAUUAGAAAACAUCAGGCAUAAGUCAGCGCUUCGGCCACCCCCUUCAGACAUAGUCGAUUAUGUCUGUGUAGACGCCUGGCCAUCUGCUAGGUGGUGGGGUAGCACGAUAUACCACUGCACCGCUCAUUUUAGUGCUUUUAAGCUCAGCCGGGAGUCUUGUGGGUCAACGUGCUCAUAAAUAAAAUGUUCAUUUUUAUCCAGUGGCAUCGGAAAACCAGACUCCGGUUUCUGAUGUCACCAAAAAAGCACGAACCUGCCAGAUGACACAGCCAGGAAUCUUCAGACAUCAAAUAUUAUAAACAUUUUGGCUUAUUAACCUUUUCUUUGACAGCAUAAAUAUGCUGGCGUCAGUCGAAUGAGCCCAACAUUUGUGAAAGUGCUUCGUUAAAGGUUUUCAUUGAUCUUCCUCAAUCAUGGAAUCUGUAUAAAUUUGCUGUACACAUGAUGAGUAUUACUGUUAUUACCAGUACUAUCUAAUUAUUAUCAUUAAUUAUAUUAGUGGCAGGCCACUGGGUACCAUUGUAUGUUGAUAACCCAAGAAAUCUGUGCAAGAUCAUGAAAAUGUUUAUGAAUUAAAGGAUUAAACAAGAA